UACUCAGAACAAUCAGUAUGCAUGUCAUGACAGCAGGGGUCUGUCGUUUUUCUAUUAUACUACUAACAUCUACAAGUAAAUUAUUUGCCAUGCAAUAAUAUAACUACUAAUAAUAACACAAUGGUUCGUAGUGCUAUUUUUAACAUAACUGCAGAGACGCUAAUUUUAAGAUCGCUAGAAAAAAAUAAUGUAGCGUUUACAAAAUGAGAUUGUUCUAAACUUUAAUCGACGCGGGCGCAUGGGAUGCAUCUUUUUUUCCCCAACAGCUAAAGAACCAUCUCAAUUUAAAAACAUGUUUCAUUAAUAUCUAAAGUGAAUAUAUCAGAGAAAAAUACAAAAAGUCAAGAUAGUUACAAAUUAAUAUUCCCAUCACUACGGUGGCCCCAAAAGACAACAAACUUGAAACUGACAUUGUCAUCGGUCCGUCGCGUUGCUCCCGAACAAGUGUUGCUUUGCCAUGGAUGGGUCGCACCUGCGCGCGUUUCGCUCGUCUAGCAGCGCCCCCACCCGGUGCUGUCAAUUAUCCUCCGCAUUUCUGCUAGGCGCCAAUUUAACGCCUGCGGUUUCCUGUCUCACCUCGAAGCGGGCAGUGAUGGCGCGUAGAAGGAUACAGAGACGUGAGCAAAUGGGUGAUGAGGAGCUGGAAAAAGAUUUAUUGGAAACGAGAGACCAAAAGAUCAGACUUUUUCUGCAGCAAUUUGAAAAUGAAGCCAAACAAAAAAGAUGUGAACAAGAGAAGUAUUUGGAAACUCUAGUGACCUCAGCACAAAAAACAUUCAAAGUCGAGAUUCUGAAGAUGCCAUAUUCUCUACAGAAAACACUUUUGAAAGAUGUGACAGAAAAAGCUAACCCAGAGGUUAUGGAUAUUUUUGAUGAAGAAUGUCCACAGAUGAAAACUGUAAAAGCAAAAAGGAAUAGAAAGGAUGCUGUUUCCCAGCAAACACCUUCAAGUCUUAAAAGAACACUUUCUGUUCAGCACAAGCACACCGUAAGAUCGUUUGCUACGCCUUCUAGUAAAGCCAAAUCUCUGGCAGACUUGCAUUCCACUAAGAAAAAGGUACAGCAGUUACCCAGAUCUGCAACUUUAAAUAGAGACAAGGGGUACAGCAGCUUACCCCUCUGUAUUAAUCAAGAUAUUCCAUUUGCAAAUAUACCAACUUCUAAAGGACAGCCUCUAUGCUUAUUUGACAAGAAUGAUGUAAAUUUUGACCUGAUUGAUAAGAAGGCUUUACAGCAUAUGCAGGAGUUAAUGAGGUUGGGAGCAUGUGCUGGAAACUUAAUGCUAUGAAAUAAAAAUACCCCCUAACAAAAUUUAACUAGUGAAUAUUUUUGUAAGGCACUUGACUGUUAAUCAACAAAAUUAAAGGUUAAGCUUUGUGCUCUCCUAAGAUUGUUCCAACUUUUUUUUUUUUUUUUUUAAAAUCAUUGUACAAAAUUGUGACUGAUGAGGAAGAUUGUGCUAUGAAGUGCAAGAUUAGAAUUUCCAAAGGACUCUUUGAAUUUCUGGAGUCCUUCUGUGCACCUUUUUUGCUCAAAGUGACCAUAACUGGAGGUGCUUCACCAAGAUUUCCAUUGUGAUGUGUCAAGGCAUUGACUUGAGCCUGCAUAUCAAUGAACUGAAGAUGGAUAUGGUGCACAAAACCAAGUACAGCAUUGUCUUCAAGUGUGAAAUUCAUGGGGCUGCUCCUAGGGGCUACCCUAGCUGUGAAAAUAAAUGAUCCCUGAAGUACUAAGCACUGUAGUGCACUGUUCAAAAAUAAUUCUAUUUUAAAGGACUGUACUGUAUCUUAUGAAAGUGUGCAUAAUUUUCAUUCAUUCUUACCUAAAUUGUUCUUUUGUAUGUAACCUUCUUUGCCAUGUAAAGCACCUUUGGCUACAGCCUUUGUAUGAAAAUGUGCCAUAGAAACUGGUUCUUGUUGCACUAUUAAGCAUUACAUCACUGCCCUCUGGUGGAAUAAUGAAAGCUUUGUAUGAUGAUAUCACAAAAUAUGAAUCAAAAAAACAUCCCUAAAACUAACUAACUAUUUUGAGUAUAUGUUAAUAUUUUGUGUAUUUAAGGGGAAUGGACGAGUUCAUUUCAAAUUGCUUUUUCUUUGUAAGGAGACUCUAAUGUGUGGAAUCUAGGGCUUUACUUUUCAUCUUUGGUACAUGUUUACAAAAAAAAAAAUCAAAAGGUAAAGAAAAUGCAAGGGCAAUCCAAUUGUACAACUAUCAGUGAUUCCUGAUUACAUUAAUGUAAGAUUGUGCAGUAUAUGCAGAAUCAGAACAUUUGCAUGUUACCAAUAAACUUUUAAGGGAAAAAAGUUAGAAAAUGGGAGCAUAGUUGUUGCAAAACAAUGAGAGCAAAUAAAGUCUUGCUAUUCAGAAAUGGUAAUCAGGUAAACUGUUGCUUUGUAUUAAGUUUUGUAUUGUAAUACUUGUUUUUUUUAUUGCUCUGGGAAGUGGCAGCAUAUUGCACAUUUAAAAAAUUUCACUGUACUUGGACCACCCUAGGGUGACAAAUAUUUGACAAAGUUUUUUGGUGUUGAUCGGCAUUCCAACCAUUAGAUUUGAAGCCAGAUUAUCAAAGCACAAUGUUAUUAAAUUAAAUCUUUUGAUAAACUCAAGCAGUAUAGACCCAAUGAAUUAAUACUAAAACACAAAACAACAAAGAGGUUUGCUGGCUGUCUUGUUUUAUUUUUUUCUGGCUCACUCCCUGUGCAGUUACAGCUGAACUGUUAACACUGGGCCUGUCACUUUCACAUGACAUCACAGACACACUACAUA
Molecule: messenger RNA, 2766 nt
Organism: Polypterus senegalus (gray bichir)
Lineage: Eukaryota; Metazoa; Chordata; Cladistia; Polypteriformes; Polypteridae
Gene: cdca9
Product: cell division cycle associated 9
Exons: 9
Coding region: 458-1288 (276 amino acids)
Biological process (GO): mitotic sister chromatid segregation
Cellular component (GO): chromosome, centromeric region; chromosome passenger complex; spindle midzone
Source: RefSeq, a predicted model, not a curated record